CAAAUCUCAAUCCCCUAAAACCUCACCCAAUGCUCUCCUCCCAGCUCCGCUAUGCCGGUAUUAUCUAGACGGGCAGAGCUAUCCCUUUUCUCUCCUGCAGCCGCUACUACCAUUCUCCCGACGAACUCCUCGUUCCAAUUGCCAAGCUGCCAGCAUUGCUGAUCCUACCUCCUUUCGCCUGCGAGCGAGCGAGCAACCACCCACGAACACCACGAUAAGCCGUGAUAUCCUGUAUUCAAACGUGACGUGACGGCAGCUCAUCGAACCAAUCCUCCUGAUGCCACACGCCACCGAGAUGCCAUCGUUUUUGUCCGACGAGACUGGGCCUACCUUAUCCGCGAGUCGGCCGCAAUACGAAAUACCUCAUCAUAACUUCCGAAAUUCCUACGAAAAGACCAAUGGAAAUAUCAAACCAUCACCACAUACAUCCAUAAAGGGCAGCGUUGGAGAAAGCUUGGAUAUGUAUGUGGAUGGCGGAAAUCACAACCACCGGACACAUGCCAAUGGCGGAGAUGCAGGCCACGACGGAAAUCUGACCCAAGUCCCUAAUGGCCGAACGAGCGCAAGCAGUUGGGAGUAUAGGACUUCACGAAACGGAAGUGUAAUGUCAGUGAAUGGAGGCACGAAUGGAAAUGCUACUUCCGACAACGGAAGGAGGAGCCCUGGACCACAGAACGGGUUGGCAAGGACAUUGAAUGGCAACGGAGACCGGAACUCUGCUGCUUCAACAAAUGGAAACUCCCACAACACCAACACCCACAGCAAUGGUGGUAUUGAAUAUAUCCACGUUGCCUUGGUGAACGGCAGCGAGAACGAAUCGCAGCAUCGAAUCUCGAUACCGCCGCCAGUCUCAACCAAUCCGGGAAGUACAGGUCCUCUAACCUAUACUUCAUCACUACUACCGGCGACCCCCAGAACCCCCGAAGCACCUCAACGUGCAUCGACAACUUCACCGCAGCGCGGUGAACGCUUCUCGUCUCCUCCCAACUAUCCCGCACCUCCCAUACCGUCAUCGUCCUCACAUUCCGCUGCACACCCGGGUCUCAAACACAGACACACUCUACAAGUUCCCAAGCCAACCCCAAGUCGGAGCUCCCGCGACGGCGAGGACGCUGUGUAUACCACUGGAAGGUUCUCACCGACUGCUGCAAGUUCAAGUGCUAGGCGCGGCUCGCUAAGCCUCAACAGAAGGAACACCCAAUCGAUACACUCUAAUAUGCCCCAUGACGAGGUCCCCCCAGACGAAGACGCUGCACGUUGGGCCGAGGCUGUGAGGCAGAAAAGGGCAAGCAAAAGGAGGCGCAAAGACGAGGAGGACGACGAUAGGGUAGUUGUCGGAACCAAGGUGGAUGAGAACCAUGUCAAUUGGGUUACGGCAUAUAAUAUGUUGACUGGAAUCCGAUUUACGGUAUCGAGAACGAAUGCGAAAUUGGAUCGACCGUUAACGGAUGCGGACUUUGAAGCUUCGCAUAAAUUUUCCUUCGAUAUGUAUGUUUGCUUGCAGACUUGCGAGGUGUCUUUGACUAACUAUCAAUAGUGCUGGGAAUGAAUUGACACCGUCUGCCAAAUACGACUUCAAAUUCAAAGACUAUGCGCCAUGGGUAUUCCGACAUUUGCGGGCAAAGUUCAAGCUGGACCCGGCCGAUUAUCUGAUGUCUCUGACCAGCAAAUAUAUUCUCUCCGAGCUUGGAUCACCAGGGAAGAGUGGGAGUUUCUUCUACUUCUCCCGCGAUUACAAGUAUAUAAUCAAGACAAUACACCACGCAGAGCACAAGUUCCUGAGAAGGAUACUGAAAGACUACUACUCGCACGUUGAGGAAAACCCCAAUACCCUACUCUCCCAAUUCUAUGGACUCCACCGCGUCAAGAUACCGUAUGGCCGAAAGAUACACUUCGUUGUCAUGAACAAUUUGUUUCCACCCCACCGGGAUAUACACCAAACUUUUGACUUGAAGGGAUCAACUAUUGGGCGUGAUUUCAAAGAAGAAGACCUGGAGAAGAAUCCUCGGGCUACGCUGAAGGAUUUGAACUGGCUGCGCCGGGAGAAGCAUCUCGAAUUUGGACCAGAAAAGAGACAGCUAUUUUUUGAGCAAAUGGAGCGAGAUGUGCACCUUCUCCAAAGGCUGAAAAUCAUGGAUUACAGUAUGCUCGUCGGUGUGCAUGAUCUUCAGAAAGGCAACCAAGAAAACCUCCGCGACAAGACUCUGCAGGUGUUUCAACCAGGUGGAGACGCAGCAGCAGAAGAGACUGGCCCAGAUGGCAGGGGGCCUUUGAUGCGAACCCCGAGCAAACUGGAGAAUGCCCGCAAAGCCAGGGAGCUCAGGCAGAUUUUGAAGCAGGAGAAGCCUAUACCCAUGGGCCAAAGCAACUCGAAAAUGCCCGAUACUUUGGAGGAAAAUACCACCAAAAAAGAUUUUAUUUUCUACAGUGAUGAUGGAGGUUUCCAGGCCACUCAUGAGGACAAUAGCCCCGGGGAGGAGAUAUUUUUCCUUUCAAUUAUUGAUUGCCUUACUCACUAUGGAACUGUCAAGAAAUUAGAGCAUUUCUGGAGUAUGUAUUUCUCGGCUCUUGUGUUGUUCCAUUAUGCUAACAAAUCUCACAGAGGGUCUCAGUCAGGACAAAAAGCAGAUAUCGCCUAUUUCUCCUGAGCCGUACGGCCAACGUUUCAUUGACUUUAUUGAAGGCAUUACUAAGAGUCCGGAAGAAGCUGCAAGAGCAGCUCAAGCGGCUGCCCGACAAGGGAUACCGCAUACGAACUCCAAUACUUUCUCUGCCCGUGACCAAAAUACUAGUUCUCAAGAUUCAGGUCGACGAAGAUCUAACAGUAUACCUAUGCAUCGAUCGAAUACGCCAAACGCUACUCUACAGAGGAACGAAAGCGAGGCUAUGAAUUCGGAACGGCGAGACGACGAAGGCCAUCGCCCAGAUCCAAGAACGCUCAGUGUCGUUCGAAGUCCUAGUACCGACCGUGUUGGAGGGCAUCAAGGACAGACAUUGCCAGUAGUAGAAGAGCUCGGUGAAGCAAGCAGCACAGGCGGUCGAAGUGGUCAUAGUCGGGAUGAGAAUGCUGAUGGGGAUAGACGACCUCUUACUCCAGCCAAGGAUGAUGCUCGGCCAUUGACACCCUCGAGUUACAAUGGAAUGAGCAAUGGAACCAGGCGUCCUUUGAGCAGAAGUAGCUUGGAUAAAGAGCUACCUCCUCUGCCACAAGUGACAAGCCCUGUGCAGAAAAACGGGGAAGGGUCCUUCUUUUCUUUCCGCUAAGAAGGUUGGUACAUAGGUGGGAGGUGUUUGUAUUGAAGAGAGAGUGUGUGGAUGGUCUGAAGUUGGAAGUUUGUUGUGUUGGAAAGUUGGUCGCGCAGAGAGAGGGGGGAGAGAGAGAGAGGAAGGUCAGCAGCAUUCA
Molecule: messenger RNA, 3403 nt
Organism: Hymenoscyphus albidus
Lineage: Eukaryota; Fungi; Ascomycota; Leotiomycetes; Helotiales; Helotiaceae
Source: the annotation of a GenBank genome assembly